GUGUCGAGAAUCUUGUCCCGGCUUGGCGAGAGUGAAGCGUUCGAAUAAUCGAUCGCACGUUGAGGUUAUGUUGCGUUUCGUGACUAAAAAAUCGAUCUUUCAUUCGCUCCUCGGAUUACUUAUCUAAGCAUACUCGGGUCAUCAAAGUAUUUAGGGUAUCUAGAGUUUAGGGUAUUUUGUACUUCAGAGUUGCUCAGUCUGACUCUGAAACGUCCCUAUAAUUGCCGGGUCAUAUGCCACUCCAUUUACUCAUACCUGCUGAAUUAUUCAACUGCAUCAUGCUAACGUACAUCCAUUGCUAUCGCCUAACAUGAUGUCGGUAAUUGCGCUUCAUGGAUAUGAUUAGAAACGUGGGUUUUCGUACUGUCAAGUUAUAUAAACACAGACACUCUUCUAUAUGCAAACGAGUGAAACAAGUGACUGAUAAAAUAGAAAUAUUUCCUGGUACAACUGUGUGUUCGAUUUCUAACGACCGAUACGGUUUCGCGUGUAGUAAUCCCGCCAAAAGUGACAUGGAUGUGUUCAAAUUCACAGACUAUGAUUGUAUCGGUUUCGACCUGGAUAACACGUUGCUGCGUUAUAAUGUCACGAAUCUGGUGUGUAUAGAGUAUGAGAUGCUAGCCAGAUUCCUGGUCGAAAUACGGGGAUAUAACAGGAAUCUGCUAAAACCACUGACAGAUGAUGACUUGGACUUCAUGCAGAAAGGGUUAUUGCUGGACUUGGAAAGGGGAAACUUGCUCAGGAUGAGUCCAGAUGGUGUUAUUCGCAGAGCAUGCCAUGGUACGUGUUUGCUAAACAUGGAUCAAAUAAGAGAGAUAUAUCCUGAACAGAAAUCAGAGAUCACUGAUAUCUUCUGCCACGACGUAAUGGCAACUUGGGGUGGUCCUCUGUCAGAGAAAGUCAGGAGUUUGCUGGAUUAUUUCGAUAUAGUGGCGAGUCUCGCGUUUGCACGAAUUGUAGAUGCACUCGACGAAGAACACGGAUCAUCCUUGGACAGAUACAAUGUCUGGCCUGACAUAUUGGCUGGGCUGUUCUACAUGUUUUCUAGAGAGCACUUUCAAUCGAGCAAGGGAAUCUUUGGACACAUUAAGAGAAACCCGGAGAAAUAUCUACUUAAAUGUAGCUCGAACACCAUCUCGUGGUUGAAAGAAAUAAAGAAAAUGUCCGCGACCUUUCUUCUUACCGGAUCAAACGCGGAUUAUGUAAAUUUUACUGCGAGUUACGCUCUCGGAGAGGACUGGCAAUCACUUUUCGAUAUUGUAAUAUGUUUCGCGAAGAAGCCAGGAUUUUUUAUUAAUAAUCGACCAUUUUUCGAUGUUAUAAAUAAUAACGAAACCAAUACCCCGAGUCAAGAUUUAAAACGAGGUGAAAUGUACAGUCAAGGAAACUGGAAUAAACUAUUGGAAUUUCUCGCUCAUAUAACAGGGAAAACUAAUCAGCAAUGUUUAUACGGAUUAUCCCAGCUAUCAAGCAACAAUUAAAUCGAUUAAGCCGACCUGCUUGGAAAGAUAAGAAACGCACUUU
Acromyrmex echinatior (Panamanian leafcutter ant) is the source of this 1524-nucleotide messenger RNA. It is a transcript of the gene Nt5a, whose product is annotated as 5' nucleotidase A. NCBI's taxonomy places the organism in Eukaryota, Metazoa, Arthropoda, Insecta, Hymenoptera, Formicidae. Gene Ontology annotation, molecular function: 5'-nucleotidase activity. The record is from RefSeq and is a predicted model, not a curated record.